AUGGUGCUCCAGCUGAGGAUGAGGGUGGUGGAAGAGCAAACCAGCGCCCUGGCGCGAGACCUGGAGGUGCUUGGUGUCGACAGGCAGAGCCUCGAGCAUUUCCACUCAAAGACUUCAGAAACACGUGCUAAUCAGCCAGCCAUUAGCCCUGUGCAGGCCAGGGUGGCAUUUGUGGGAGAAAAUACACUGUGGAAAAACUGUGAAACACUGGUGAAUCGAAUGUGUCGGUUAGAGAGUGUUGUACAGACACUGAAAUUAAACAUAUUCCGACUGCAGACAGAAAAGGAGCUGAAUCCAAAGCAUGCAGCCCAGUUGGAGCAGCGUCUGAAUGCAAUCCACAUGGAGCAUUUGCAAGAAAUGAAGAUUGUACAGCAAGAAGCAAUGAAGUUGCGCCAACACUUAAGUGAUAUGAAAGAGGCUGAAGAAAAGGCAAAAGAAGAAGUUCAGAGGCUGAGUACUGCUCUGGAGAUUACAACUGCAUCCAAGAUGGAUGUAAUGAUUGCAGCAGAGGAACUGAGGAACACAAAACAGAAAAUUAACUUUAGACUUCAGGAGCUAACAGAACAGCUGUCCCAGGAGAUCAAACUGAGGGAGUCUUUGGAGGAAUCCCAAGCAACUGUGAUGUAUCAUGUACAGGACAUUGAAACAACAGUAGAAGCAGAACGAAAGCAGGUGCAGAUAUUACGGCAGGACUGCCAAGAGUUGCGUAAAGAUGUCCAGCUAGCCCAAGUGAGGCUGCAAGAGGAGCAGGAAAGAACUGCUCAGCUGAAGCAACAGUGCACACAACUGAAAGCUGAGCUGGACUCCAGGAACUAUAUCAUUUCCCAGCUUGAUGAAGAAGCAAAAAUUGCACAGCUGUCCUUUAGCAAAAAAUGCAAAGAGAACCUGCAACUUCAGUCCAAAAUGACUGCUCUGCGAGAAACAGCAGAGAAAGUACAGGUUCUUAAUGACCACUUAAGCCAGCAAUGCUCAGAGCUCAGCACCACACUCCAAAGUGUUGCCAUGGAGAAUGCUAAACUAAUUUCAGAUCAUCAAACCAUGCUUAAGGCAGAACAAGAAAAGAGUUGUAAGCUGCAAGAGCAACACUCGCUUCUGAAUGCUGCCCAUGCCGACGUUCUCAGAGAGCUACAUAGUGUGCAGCAUGAGAGGGCUCAGCUUCAGAGAGCGCUGGAGGCCUUGCAUACAGAGCAUGGCAAAUACAGGCAGAAAGCAAGCCUUGCUGAGGAGGCAGCAAACACACAGAAACAGCUUUUGGAAUGUACUGUUGCUAGACUGCAAGGUGAACUUGAGACAGCUUUGCAAGAGAAAGGAUCUCUGCUGGCGGAAAAGGAAGAUCUUCAAGAGGAGCUAGAAAUGGUUUCAAUGAAAUUCACUUUGCAAACACUAGAGGAAGAGAACAAGAGGCUAUUGCAUCGCUUGGCUGCACUGGCACAUGAACAGUAUACCCAGCAGCAGGUACAACAGGUGCUGGCAGAGCUGACUGACAGCAAGAAUAAACUGGCCUUUAACAAAGGAAAACUUCAGAUGGCAAACUUGCAGCACCAGCUGGAGGCAGCAAAGGUUGAUAACACUAAGGUGACAGCCAUGUUGGAGCAUGUGUUAGCUUCUCAUAACAAGAUGCAAGCAGCUCUGGAUGUGGUACAAACUGAACUGGUACACAAAGACACUGAAAUCAGUAACCUCAGAAGAAACAAAAGCCAGACUCAACAGAAACUACAGAGGUUGGAAACAGAAUUGGAAUGUUGCCAAGCCAAACUGGUUGCCUUGGAAAGGCAGCACAGCAGCCAGGUGGAACCACUUUGUAAGUUAUUAGAAAGCAGAAGAACGGACAAGAAACUACUUCUUUGUUUGGAAGAAGUUCUGCAGGCCAAUAAGAACCUGCAGAGCAAGCUGAUCCAAACUCAGUACGAGCUGAAAAGUAAGGAAACUGAGCAUCAACAGCUGAUGGUCUGCAGGGAACAGCUAAUGGAAAAAGCCAAGACAGAGGAAAAGAUGUAUGCUGAACACUUAGGGUCUUUGAAGAAGCAGAUUCAAACUGAACAAGAGGCUUCCAGGAAAGCUGUCAAUCAAGAAUCCCCUGAGAUAAAGACAUCCCUUGAAGAAUCCUCCUCCAAAUUGGCUGAAGUUUCCCUUGCUAACAGGGAGCUGUGGCAGAAAAUAACAGAGCUGGAAAAGUCUUUGUCCAGUUACAGGGAAAAGCUAAAAAGCCAAAGAGCUCAAGUCAAACAAUGCCUGGCCUAUAAAGCUAACACAGAAAAGGUAAAGGAGACUGAAUCCGAACUGAGGAAAGUGGAAGCAAUAAAAGAGGAGUAUCAGAAGAAGACUUACGAACAGUCACAGGACGUCCAGAAAUUUGUGUCAGAGUUGAAAAGUGUGCAGAGCGAGAUGCAAGUGGUGUUGAAAAACCAACAUGAAGUGCAAGUGCAGAACAGGCAACUGGAGACCCAGCUGGAAGCAGAAAGAAGACGAAGGCAGCAGCUGGAAAACAAAUGUCAGAAACUGGAAAAAACAGUCAAACAUCUGAAGAAAUAUAAAGAGGGGACAGAAAAGAAACUGAAGGAAGCCAGCAUAGAGUCAGAACAGAUCACAGCUAGCCUAGAAGCAGCUCACCGCUGGUUCAAAUCUAAGUUUGACGGCCUGCAGCUAGAAGUUGGGAAGAACCACCAGCCAAAGAACCCCGAAGAGAGCAGCUUCAAAAAGGAUGUAAAGAAAGCAAGCACAUUCAUUUCAAAGGGAGAAGCAAAGAAAAUAGAUGAUUAUAACAUGGACAGGUUUUGUGCUUGUUCGACUAAAGAUCAGCUCAUCUUUGUCAUGGCUUACUCUUCCACGUGGUUCCAAUACAACCUAGCUUCAGUAUAG
Molecule: messenger RNA, 2859 nt
Organism: Phaethon lepturus (White-tailed tropicbird)
Lineage: Eukaryota; Metazoa; Chordata; Aves; Phaethontiformes; Phaethontidae
Gene: CCDC150
Product: coiled-coil domain containing 150
Exons: 23
Coding region: 1-2859 (952 amino acids)
Source: RefSeq, a predicted model, not a curated record